This is a messenger RNA of Kwoniella botswanensis, 3171 nucleotides long. RefSeq lists its product as uncharacterized. Bases 1 to 3171 code for a protein of 1056 amino acids. The transcript is spliced from 2 exons. Lineage: Eukaryota; Fungi; Basidiomycota; Tremellomycetes; Tremellales; Cryptococcaceae. The record is from RefSeq and is a predicted model, not a curated record.
AUGCCCUCAGCUAUAUCUCUGUCGACAUCGAUCAUACCGGAUUUCAAGGAGAUUCGAUCCCGAUCAUUCUCCUUACCUAAAUCUCCUAAAGCUGCCAAACGAUUCUUUGGCAAGAGCGAAGACUCACCACCUGUUCCACCUCUACCUUCCUCCUCAACAAAUACUACCACUCCGCACCAUCAGCAUACCCCUUCCUCUUCUUCGAUAUCGUCCACUGCCAGUGCUAGUGUAGGAUUCUCAGGUGCGACUGUCGUUAGAACGCCCCAAGAGGCAUUGGAAGGUAUAAAAUCGCUUACUCCCCCCGUCUUACCUCAACUACCUAUCGCUCACGCCUACACUAAACCUAGCCCAAAUGGGCGAAAACCGCCAAUCUACCUUCAUACACAUACCAACUCUUUAGAUAGAGGUAGAUCAAACCAAAUGAAUGGUGCUGUUCAAAGUAACAACGGCAAUACACCUAAAAUACAUAGAUCACAAAGUGCAACCGAGGAACUUCGAUCUCCCAUAUCAACUACAUCAACUUCCAAUCCUGCUACGCCCGUUACUGCCCCACCGUGUAGAGGAGGUAUAGUAGGUGUCAAAGGAGUAUUGAAAUCGCCCAGUUAUGGUUACCUGAGGAAUCACGAUGUAUCGGCCGAUAAGUGGGCGAGAGAAGUUCUGGGUAGUAUCAGGAUAAGUACGGAUAAUCAUAACGAUGUGGAUGUUUUGGGUCUUAGGGGAAAAGUCAAUAUGGAUCUGGGUGAAGGGGAAGAAUUGAAUUCGUUUAUCGAUUCUUACGAUAGGAAUACCAAACAUGACUCGUCCCAAUCUUCAGUUGGACUUUUCCCAAUUCCUCAAUCGUCAUCGGCCAACUCAACAACCAGCUUAACUUCAAUCCAGACAUUUGGGCAUGAUGAUAGAUUUAGAGGAUAUCAACCUUCCAUCGUAUCUACCACCGCCUCUACCACACAGGGAUAUACGGAAGAUCAAUACAAACCUUAUAUCCAACCUGGAUCUUCAACUACGAAUAAUAGUAUGUUGAUGUUGGAUGAGGAUCGAUAUCCACCAAGGUCAACUUCGACUUUACAACAUCUGGAAGAAGUCAAAUUCCCUUCUUUUUCUACACCUUUACCACCUCCUACUGAAUCUAUCAUUUCGACAACAACAAAGGAAGAACAAGAAGAAGAGUAUGAUAAUAUUGAUUAUGAUCCAUUCAAGAAAAUUGAUACUCAUACUACUAGGCCUAUAUGUACUACCACUAGUACUGCUUCGUCGCACUGUUCUCGAUCUUCAUCUUCGACAACAACCAAGGAGCAAACUGAAGUGCAGGACAAAUCCAUGUAUGCACCAGUACCUGUACCGGUACCAUUCAUGACGCCGACAUAUCCUAAGGCUGACUCAGUCGAGAGUACCUAUUCACCCCGAUCGAAACCACAACAACUCCCCAGUGAAAAGGAGAAACAAGAUGAAGAAGAUAAAUCGUUCUUGUUAGCAUUACCGACAAGAGAUUUCACAAGAUCACCUUCGACUCAUUCUAUGCAUCCUCCAUCUCCACUUUCUACAUCUACAUCUACCAAUUCGAAAUCUCAAGGACACACGAGAUCACCUUCCACCCCUAUCACUUCUUCUUCACCCCAGAAGACGAUGAUUCGAACGCAUACUCGAAGUCCUUCUUCCCCCGCCGAAUUCUCUCCAUCACCACUAUCUCCCUCCCCGAACGCUCCUAUACAGAAACUCCGACGACCUUCCCUGUCAUCUAACAGAAGUACCGUCCGUCCGCUUCCACCCGUUAGUCGAACUUCCACGAGGCUAUCAGUAGUACAAACUCCCUUCCACGCUACGAUCCUUGAAGAUACCUCCCGACCCUUACCGUCUGGUCAAAGUGAUCUGUUACUGCUGAAUCUAGAAUUCGCUUAUUCGUUGGAUGAUAAACCGAAUAACGAAAAGGUUAUAUUACCAAUCGAGGUUGUCAGACAAUAUGGGUCGAAUAGGUUGUUAGAUUGGCUAGAUAGGUAUCUAACUAGAAGUGAAAAUGGGAAUAAUAAAAAGGUGAUUUCUACGGUCACGACUAUACCUGAGAUGACUGAUGGGGCGAGCGCGGAGGAAAGUGAUUUGGAGAGUGAUAAUGGAUUGACUGCGUUGCUGAGAGACGAAUACCUAAAUUCAUUCUUACUUCCUGAUUCACCCUCAACAGCGACUAGUCUCACCACUCCCAAUCCUAUUCCUGUUCCAUCGGCUGUUGAAGGGAUAUCCAUGCCCUCAUCACCUACAAAAGUUAAAUCUCCAUCCUUACCAAAUAUACCUCUACCACCUACUCCAGCAUCGACCCUCGACGUUCCCGAUGAGAUCCCUACUCGACUUUCAUCUGGUGAUGCGCCAGAGCCUGCUCCGAAGAAAGAAGGAUGGAAACGAGGUGUCACACCGAGACAGUACGAGCAAUUACAGAACAUAUAUCCCACACCUUUAUCUUCUUUGGCGCCUACUUCACACGAUGACGAUGAUGACGAUCAGGCUUCCAAAUCACCUUCGGACAUGGAGACGGAGUUGAAAGAACGAGAGAUAGAUAUGAAGUUGGAGGAUAAGUUCAAUUGGAUGCCACCUAAAACACCUCCUUUGAGUAUAAGGAGACACUCGAAAUCGCAUUUACCCCCAACACCGACGUUCACGAGUAGAACAACAGAUCAGAAAGAGGACCCAGGUCAAGCACAAGGGCAAAGUAAUUUGAGGGAACUGAGAAUAUUCUUAACUCGCGAAGCUGGCGCAUGGCAUCGGAUAGCUCAUCGACUCUUGUCUGGUAAAUGGGGUGAUAUGCGAGGUGAGAUAUACAAACAGAGGGUGAUGGAUGAGUUAGAUUGGGUAGGAAUGACGAGUCUCAGAGAAGAAUUAUCCAACAAUUUCACUACGAAUUUUGUGGGAAAUGGGAAUCUAAGUUCACCACCUGUUAGUAUAGGUGGAAUUUUUUCAAAUAGAAUAACAAAUUCCCCAUCACCAUCAAUGACACAGGUACCUCAAACGUCCAUGUCAGCCGGAUUCAUAGGAUUCACACCUCUAAGUGGGAAUUCUUCCCCAGGGAUCGGAAUGGGAGGUACGAAAAAGAUAAUGAGAAGUAGUUCAUCAACUUCCUUGAUGAUGUUGAGGAAUAAGGGGAAUAGAGUCAGUGGAGUCAGUAGGGGUGGAUCUGGUUAUAUAUGA